CGUCACUGUCCGUCGGCGUAUGAGUGACGUCGGGACGUCGGUCGGAUGUAGCGCGGCAGGACUCCACUAGCCCAAGCUAACAGCCAGCGAGCCGAAGUUCACACAAACCCUCCCCGAGUGCUGUCUUGCUGCUCUGCCAAUCUUUGUGUUGGUGAACAGAUCCAGCUGAAUGGAAUUACACCAGUCUGUUUGUGAAUGAGGGGACGCUUGGCCCCAGUGAUGCACCAUGGGCUACGACGUGACGAGGUUCCAAGGGGAGGUGGAUGAAGACCUACUGUGUCCAAUAUGUAGCGGUGUUCUUGAAGAACCAGUGCAGGCCCCCCACUGUGAGCACGCUUUCUGCAAUGCCUGCAUCACACAGUGGUUUGCCCAGCAGCAGAUCUGUCCCGUGGACCGCACUGUGGUGACGCUGGCUCACCUGCGGCCCGUGCCACGCAUCAUGCGCAACAUGCUUUCCAAACUGCAGAUCACCUGUGACAACGCCAGCUUCGGCUGCACGGCUACACUUCGACUGGACCAGCUACAGUCGCACCUGAAGGACUGCGAGCACAAUCCCAAAAGGCCCGUCAACUGUGAAGAGGGAUGUGGCCUGGAGAUGCCCAAAGACGAGCUUCCCAACCAUAACUGCAUAAAACACUUACGAAGUGUCGUCCAGCAGCAGCAGGGCAAAAUUUCAGAUCUGGAGAAAACUGUGGCGGAACACAAACACCAGCUGGGCGAACAAAAACGAGACAUUCAGCUGCUCAAAGCGUACAUGCGAGCCAUCCGUAGUGCUAACCCCAACCUGCAGAAUCUAGAGGAGACCAUUGAGUACAACGAGAUCUUGGAGUGGGUGAACUCCAUGCAGCCCGCCAGGGUGACCCGCUGGGGCGGCAUGAUCUCCACCCCGGAUGCCGUGCUGCAGGCCGUCAUCAAGCGCUCGCUCAUCGACAGCGGGUGCCCGCUGUCCAUCGUGAACGACCUGAUCGAGAACGCCCACGAGCGCAAUUGGCCGCAGGGCCUGGCCUCCCUGGAGACGCGGCAGAUGAACCGCCGCUACUACGAGAACUACGUUGCCAAGCGCAUCCCGGGCAAGCAGGCGGUGGUAGUGAUGGCCUGCGAGAACCAGCACAUGGGAGAGGACAUGAUCCUUGAGCCCGGCCUGGUUAUGAUCUUUGCGCACGGCGUGGAGGAAAUCCUAUAACUGCGCUGAGACCGACCAAGAAAUUUGUCUUUUUAAAAAAAAAAAUGAAAAAAGUGAACUGUGGAUACCUAUGCCUUAAAGGAAGGACAGAUGCUAUCAACCUGGGAGAUGGAGCCCAUAUUAUGACUGAUAUGGUAUUUGGUUUUGACGGUUGUAUGGUUUCUAUUUAGUGCAUUACGUGUACCGAUUGUUCUGCUACUCGCAUUGUAACACGGGAAAACUUUUUCAACAAAUUUGGAUCAUUCUGGGGAAAACGUCCUGCCGCGCAGGUUCGCCACAAACUCGACAUUUUCUGGCACAACGCGAAACCGUCGUCGCACGGUAAGGGAAGUGUUUUAUGAAGUGGUUGGCGCGGUUUGAGCGCAUUGUUAAUCAACCCACUACGGACACGGCUGGCUCACUGGCUACUAGCAUCUUUUUCAUGGCGCGCGCGUACUGCCGCCCAGCUGACCGUAUCCCCACAAUAAUUGUAUCAAUGCGUUGGUACCUCACGUGUAAAUGUUUGUAAAUACAAAUGCUAUAUCGACUUAUAGAUGUCAUUUUUUUCCUUGUUCUGAUUCCGUAUUUCCCCAGAGUUUUUUUUUUUUUUUUUUUUUUUUUUGGGGGGGGGAGGGGGGCAUUUGUGUCAUUGAUGAGCUUUUUGCUGUCUUUAAGUUAAUUGCUCCACUGUGAAUAUUCCACCAAGAUCAUUUUUCUGUGCCAUUUAGUUUUAUUUAUUCCGUUGCCUUUUACAUGCUCACGCACGCACACAGACAAAAAACUUGAAGUUGAAAUUUGCCUUUUUCGGUGCAUUUGAAGUUUGUCGCAGGAACGAAUCAUUUUGUUGUUUUUGCGUUGCCUUUUUUUGGUGUGCCGGCUCCAGAUGUGAAGUGACGUCCAAGUUCAAGUUUGACGUGCGUGGGAUUGAUGUGAUGACCGCAAUGGUUGCCUUCCUACAGUAUGUUUAUUUUGUCCAGGUUUCGACUGCGUUAAGCAAGUAUCUCUCUAACUAUGUGUUUGCAGCGUGGAGAUUGUAAAAACUGAAUUGUGAAGUCACGCCUGUGGCUUUUAAAGAAGUGUUUAGUCUCACCAUCUCCCCUCACAAUUUGUACCGAGACAAAUACGACCUAUGAGCAGUAAACGGAACUUUGUAUUGUCCCCUUUUGUUUUUCUUUUUGGUCAUGUUUUUAAUCUGUCCAGUGUCAGUGUAUCACGGUGUACAGACAAAGGAAUAAAAUGUCGAGUAUUUUGUCAGUUGUAUAAUACUGGAAGUUAAGCAUUUGAAUGCGCUAAUUAAGAAUGCGUCACCGACCUGUGAAACGGUUGCUUCGUGGUUGCUGAUUGUCGAGGGCUACCAGUUGUAUAAAUGCGCUUUUCUUGAAUUAAAUUUGCUCAAUUUA
This is a messenger RNA of Syngnathoides biaculeatus (alligator pipefish), 2562 nucleotides long. RefSeq names its product ring finger protein 41 (gene rnf41). The record is from RefSeq and is a predicted model, not a curated record. The transcript has 7 exons. Gene Ontology annotation, biological process: tumor necrosis factor-mediated signaling pathway; positive regulation of JNK cascade; regulation of canonical NF-kappaB signal transduction. Lineage: Eukaryota; Metazoa; Chordata; Actinopteri; Syngnathiformes; Syngnathidae. Bases 227 to 1183 code for a protein of 318 amino acids. Gene Ontology annotation, cellular component: plasma membrane signaling receptor complex. Gene Ontology annotation, molecular function: zinc ion binding; ubiquitin protein ligase activity.